UAUGAAUGCUGGCAUUUUGAUGAAGACAAGGUCCUAAACAUACGGCUCUCGAACAUGGGCCUCAAAGGUCGGUUCCCGGUGGCUCUCAAGAACUGCACGAGCAUGACAGGAUUGGAUCUAUCUACAAACGACCUCUUCGGACCGCUUCCUGAUAAAAUCGGUUCAAUAAUACCAUACGUGACAACCGUCGACCUCUCCUAUAACAAUUUCACCGGUGUUAUUCCGGAUAGCCUUGGGAAUUGUAGCUACCUGAAUACACUUGAUCUCCAAAACAAUCGGUUUACAGGUCAGAUUCCCUGGCUACUCGGCCGGCUUGAUCGGUUGUCUCAGUUCAGUGUCGCCAACAAUUCUUUGUCGGGACCAAUUCCUCCCUUUUAUAAGCGGCAAUCAAUACUGGCCAUUAGCUUUGCUAAUAAUACGGGACUUUGUGGGACGCCUUUGGAUGUUGUUUGCAGAAGACCUGUGAAAAAAUCACAUGCCAGUGUCAUCAUUGGUGCGGCCAUUGGCGGGAUAGUUCUCUCAGCUAUAGUUAUCGGUGUUAUUCUGUUAUUCAGUUUCUGUAAAGUAUCUAAGAAGAAGAAGGAAGAAGAGGUUGAAGGAAACAAGUGGGCAAAGAGCAUUAAAGGAACAAAAGGCAUCAAGAUGUUGGUUCCCCGAGGAGGCGAUUUUCGGCGAAGGUGA
Messenger RNA from Magnolia sinica, 681 nucleotides. Its product is annotated as probably inactive leucine-rich repeat receptor-like protein kinase At5g48380. The annotation marks the transcript as partial. Lineage: Eukaryota; Viridiplantae; Streptophyta; Magnoliopsida; Magnoliales; Magnoliaceae. The record is from RefSeq and is a predicted model, not a curated record. Gene Ontology annotation, molecular function: protein binding. The transcript has 2 exons.